GAGGACUUCAUUAAUGGGCGCAGUCACCGUCAGUACAAGAGGUACUGGGUGUUUGUUACAGCACGUAGGGAGCGCAGGAGCAGCUGCUGCUGCAGCAGCACGCAGGGAACCGCAGCGCGGUUGCCCGGAAGAAGUCCUCCUACCGCCCAGCCAGACUCUGAGAGCCAUAGAACAUGAAGGGGCGGGCUCAAUUGGAUUCCCCGCACCUUGUCAUUGGUUGUUAGCAGAUAUUGUGUAACAUGCGCAGAAUUUCGGGCACACCGUCCGUAAUUGCGCAAAUACAGAUAAUGGAGGCGGAUCUGGCGCUGCUAUCAUCGACAUAGCGAGCUGUGUUGCACCGGACUUAAAAUAAAAUCCAAAACGUUUUAGUGUCUUUGACUGAACAACCUCCAUUAGCUCACUGAAAGGAAAAUAGAAAGAUUAUCUUGACGGUAUUCCACAGGAAGACGGAAGACAUCGACAAGGAGGACUGCCGCUUUCUCUUUACACUGGCAAACAAAGCCGAUGCUUCAAUGGGAGCCUGUUGAGUGGUUAUUACAAGACCGGACAUGUAGCUGAUAAACCACAGGGGAAGAGUGGCUGUGAUGCAUGCAAGACCAGCGCGGAGCUUUGAUCUGAAAACUAAAGAAACAUCUUGAAGAUUUGGAUGGCAGCAGACAUUUUACCACCAGGUUUCCAAUCAGAUGUAAUUCCCAUUUCUCUGGACACUCCGUAGAUGUUUAAAAUAAGGCUACAGUAAGCCUUAGUUACUACUCUGUAUUGAGGAUGGCGCAUGGGUGGGAUUCGUAUUUCCAUAAUCCCCCACCUCUACCAUCAGAUCCAGGGACUUUGAGAAGGACAUCUGAGUCAGAAGGACGCCUUUCCCAUCAUAUUGAGGACUUCACUGGACAUCAUGGCUUUGCCAGCGUUGGUGCUUCACAUGAAGCCCCUGUCUUUAACUCGGACUUUAACACAAACUAUUGCUCAGAUCCUAGUGUUGUGAAUUCCAGGUCAGAUUAUGUUUAUCAAAGGUACUGUGGUGAAACACAGUGGCAAGCUGAUGGAGAACAAAUGGGAAAGGAUUACUUGCAACGAUGUGAAAAUGGUAAUAUCCCAGAUUUUGCUGCAGACGGAUUGCAAACAUCUGACUCUUUUCCAUCAUCUUUUGGAACAGACUUUCAAGGACUUAAGGAAGAUUAUGAAAUGCCAAGUACAUCAUUUCUUGAGAACUACUCAGAUGUCAGUAGCUGCUCUGAUGCAGAUGCUGGUGAAACAAGACCACCUUGUAAAUUCAUGGCAAGUAAGUCAUAUUCAAAUCCUAAAACUGAUGGUUCCGAAAAACAUGGCUCAUCAUCAUGGUUUUUUACUCAUACGGAUAAUAUGACUUUUCCGACUGAAAGUUUGUGUUCAGAUAUGUCAGAGACUGAUGUACUUUUAUCUUCAAAUGUGAAGGCACAAGAAAACAUAGUUGAGUCUCCAGAGGACAGUUUGGAAAAUUUAGAAAAAACAGUUGCAUCAUACACAGGACAUCAUCAGUCCUCUACUACCUCCUACAUGAAGACAAGUACCAAGAGCAAAACUGAACUUGAAAUAACUGAAUAUGGUUGUUUCCAAGAUGAAAAACAAAGGAAAGAUGUGGAGGGAGAUCUUGCACAAACUCAUUCAGACCUCUUGAUAAGUGGUCAUGAAAACUUUGGUCAUACAAUAGAUGAGUAUCCAGAUGACAGUGAAGAAAAGCAAAUCACUUCAGCUACUCCAAAUAUCAUAAGUACGUUAAAAUAUGAUCAAGUUCCCAUAAAUGAAAAUGGCUCACAAAAGGAGAAGAACGAACUGUUGAACCAAGAAAAUACAGGAUUUAAUCAUCCAAACUCAGAUGGUCAAAAUGGAAAUAUGGGUCAAGAUGUACAAAACAAUGGUGAGGUCUUUGGUGGGGAAACGAGAGAAUCAAGUUUACUUGAAAACAAGAUUUCAGAUGAACAUAAAUCCCAAAUUCCCAAUUCCAACAGAGGUCAACUUGAAAAUAUGGAUUCGGACUGCCAGAAGAAAGAAAUUCAGACAGAUGCCAUUAAAUCCUCCAAGGCAUCCAAUUCUAAUGCUUCUACACAGCAACUGUGGAAAUGCACAAGGACCAGUCAUGAUGUUAAAUCGAACUUAUUAUCUACACAAAAGUCUGAUGAAAGUGUGGCUGGUGAAGUUUGUAGAAGCCUUGAUGAGCACAGUGAAGAUCUUUUGAGCGAUGUCAGUAUUUCAGAGCUUUCAGAACCCAGUUUGCUGCUAAGAAGCUGCAGCAACAACAUACAUCUUGAUGUAGAUGAAGUACAAGCAAGUGCAGGAGAAAAGUCAAAUGUUGAGAUUUCUCCUGAUCCAGAAUGUAGUGGCCCAGCGGACACUAAAGACAAUUUAAGUAUGGACACUAGAAACGAGAACAAGCAAGGUGCGGGCGUUCAUGUAGGAUCCUGUUUAAAGUUGAACAGCUUGAGCCAAGGUGCAAAUGCCCAUGUAGAUACAGAACUGGCAAGUGCAGCAGAGAAGACAAAUAUGACUUUUUCUUCAGAUUCAAAUUGCAGUCAUCUCUCUGACAAUAAUGAAGGUCUAUCUACAAAUGCUAAUGACUUGAACAAAGACAGUGUUGCCACUCAUCCAGAUUCCUCCUUGCAACUGCAGACGCCUGGUACGGAUACGCAUCCCUCUCUAGAAAUGGAAGACACAAGUCAAUCAGAAAAGAAAAACCCAACCUCUCUUCCAGAUCAAGAUCAUAGUGAUCUCAAUAUCACCAGAGACAGUCUUUCUAUUGACAUCAAUGACAAGGACAGGCAAGGUGUUGAUCAUCAUUCAGAAUCCUGUUUGGAGCCAGAGAGCUUAAACACAGAUACAGAUUCUUGUCAAGAAAGGACAUUUACAACUUCACUAGAAACAACCUCAGUCUCCUCUCCAGAUCAAGACUGUAGUGGACCCAGUGUCACUGUUGAUACUAGCAACAAGAAUCUCAGCCAUUCAGAAUCCCCCUUUAAACAAAAGAGCUUAAACACAGACGUGCAAACCUCUGUAGAAAAGGAAUUCAAAAGUCAAUCUAAGAAGAAAAACCCAACCUCCCCUCUAGAUCAAGACUUUAGCACCCCUAGUGCAACCAGUAAAACUCCCUUUGAUGCUGUUGACAAGAACAAGGGAAGUGUUGCUGCUAAUCCAGAAUCCUCCCUUCAGUUAGAGUACUUAAACACAGACACACACCCUCCUCUAGAAGCAAGCAAGGAAACUCCAACCUCCCCUCCAGAUGUAGAUUGUAAUUGUCCCAACAUCACUAGUGACAGUCUUUCUGUUAAUAAUACUGACAAGAACAAGCAAAGUGUUCCUAGUAUUUUACAAUCCUGCUUAAGCACAGACACAUGUCCCUCUAAAAAAAUGGAAAUGGAAAUCAAAACCUCUUCUCCAGAUCAAAAUUGUGGCAACACCACUGUAACCGGUGACAGUAUUUCCAUUGACACUAGUGACGAGAACAAGCAAAGUGUCGCUUCUAAUCCAGACUCCUCCCCACUAAAAGAAAGCUCAAACACAGAGACACAUGGCUGUAUAGAAAAGGAAUGCAUAAGUCCCGCUGAUAAGGCAAGAGCAACCUCUUCCACAGAUUAUGAAUGUAAUAGCCAUGUGGUGACAAGUGACUGCAACAAGCAAAGUCCUAAUAGUUUAGAAUCCUGUUUGCAAUCAAAACCCUCAAGCUCCAACACAAAUCUUUCAGAUUGGACAAGUUCAGAAGUGAACGCAAAUACAACCUGUUCUCUUGAUCAGCAGCAAUCACUACGUAAAAGUCCAGUGGGCCAAGAACCUCUGGGUCUUGGGGAGGAUUGGUCUGAAAAUGCUCGAGACUCAUUUGAAGACACGGGCUUCCCUACAGAGGAACAGCCAGACAUGCUGUAUGGUGAACCUCUGUCCAGAGAUGACUCCUCAUGUGACACUAAUGAAUCACAAUUUCAGUAUAAAGAAGCAUUUGUUGCUGGAACUGAUGGGGACAACAAGGACCAUUCAGGAGGACAAGCUCCGCAACUAAAAUCUGCAGCUGAAAUGAGAAAAAUGCUGCAACCUGUUGUAAUAUUAAAGACUUUGGAGUCAGAAAAUGGAACAAGUGACUCCUAUUACUGUGCAGAUUGCAAACACACAACUUAUAGCACAGAUCAAUCAAUUGAACACUACCAUUGUUGCCAUUCAGUGAACAAUUUUGACUUUUGCAAAAGUUGCAGUCUCUAUCUUGUGAAAAAUGAACAAGCUGGAAAACAUUUGUGUGGUGACGUUAAAGACGGGUCUCAGCGUCCUUCAGAUCCUAGCCCACAGAAAAAGGGAAAUCGCCAAGGCAACCAUAGGUGCAAUAGGUGCAGACUGACAUUUUCAAAAGUAAUGCAUUAUAUCAAGCACAUGCGGACUCACACUGGGAAAACGCCAUUUAGGUGUAAUGACUGUGGCUCUUAUUUUGCACAAGGCGGGAGCCUGCAAAGACACAAGCGUAUACCUGGUAGAUGCAAGCAGUCCAACCUCCCAGCUAAAAAUCCUGAUGUGGCUGUCAGGCAAACUGACACACCAAAACAAAAGGAUGUGGUGCAAAGUAACAUAGAUAUGCCAAAAUGUUUUGUUAAGCUUUUUGACAUCUCUAAGACAAAUCUGUGUGGAUUAUGUGGUAAAACCUUCCCUACUGCAGAAAAGGUUAAAAAGCAUCUCUAUAAAGUACACCAUGGAAAGGGUACGGUAGUGUCAUUAAACCAGAGUACCAAAGCAGUCAGUGAGAGUGAUGAAAAGCAGGAGAAAACUCAAGAAGUGGAGAAUGACAUAAUAGGAAAAUAUAAAUGUCCUCUAUGCCCACGGCUUUUUAAGUACUCUUACAAUCGAGCACGACAUUUGCGUGACUGUGUUCGAGAUGCGAUAUACGGUGGCAAGGAAAAAAUUGCUGGUAAAUACCGAUGUCCUUUGUGCCACACUAUGUUCACUAUGACAUCCAACCGAUAUAGGCAUAUUAAAACAAGCUGCCUCAGAGAAUUUCUUAAUCGACUAGCAAAAGAGAAAGCAAAAGAAAGGACAAAGGUUGAGAAAGAAAUGGUGGAAAGAGAGCAAAAAACACAAAUGGUUGAAAAAGAGCAGAAAAUGCAAACAAGGGAAAAGGAGAAGAAAAAACAAGCACCACCAGCUUUGACAACCUCAAAGUCUGUGCCACGAUACAAAUGCAACCUCUGUCCUGCAGUUUUUUGUUACGCUUCUGGAAAGUACAGACAUAUGAAGAAACACGAGUUGUUUAAACUCACUGGGAAAAUUAUCAGGUACAGGAAUUCCAUUUUCUCCAUCAAGAGUAAUCUGGAAACUUUAAAUGGUACACAGAAUGAAGCUGGAAAGGAAAACUCGAACUCAGCUGAAGCAAAGAGCAAUCUGAGUUGUCGCUUCUGUGGUAAAUAUUUCAGCUCUUCACAGUCACAGAAGAAGCAUGAACGCAAUCACCGCGGUGAGAGACCAUACCGCUGUCUGGAAUGUGGAAAGGGAUUCAAGAAGCAGUCCCAUCUGAUUGCUCACAAAAUUAUUCACCAGAGGAGGAUACAGUGCACUGUCUGCAAAAAGAUUCUACCGACUAUUGGAGAACUGAUCCAGCACAGAAGUUCACAUCUAAAGAGGGGAACGCUUCAAUGUCCAGACUGUACUAUGCAGUUUCAGCAUCCCGCACAUCUCCUCAGACAUCUAAAAACCCACAAAAAUAGAGAAAACAAGGCACUUCAAGUUGAAGAGAGAACAGAAUCAAAUCAUCAGCAAACCUUGGAAUCUGUGGAAGAAGAGGAUGGACCAAAGCAAAUGCAGUGUUCCUUAUGUAAAGAAGUAUUUGAUGAUGCCCAAGUACUAAGAAAACAUUGUCUCACCCAUAUAUCAGGUUCUUCUUCAAACCAAUGUCCAUUUUGCAAACGAAAUUUCAGUAAUCGCCGCUAUUUAUUGCGCCAUAUGGUCAAACACACUGGGGACAAACCCUUUUCUUGCACCAAUUGUGGAAAACAGUUUUACCGUAACAUAUGCCUUAAAAUUCACAGUCAGAAGUGUUCCCCUCCUGAAACCAGAACUCUCGAGUCUGAAACAAAGACAAAAACACUAUAUCCGUGUCCCUAUUGUCCACGGAAAUUUACUAAGAAAGAUCGUUGGAAAAAUCAUCAGCAUGCCCACAAGAUAAAUUCUGUGCAUCCAUGCUCAAGAUGUGGGCAGUACUAUGGACCUAAUAAAAUGAAACAACAUCAGAGGAACUGUGAAGAGACAACAGAGCUGAGCACUGGCUUAUCUCCUGACACCAACUGUAAUAAAAGCAGUCUACCAACAAACCAGGAUACUCCUAAAAUGUCUACACAGCCCAAUGCAACCACUCUGCUUCAGUUUAAAUGCCCCUACUGUACCCAGAGGUUCAGGUUCAGGUCAUUAUUCUUGAGACAUCUGGUCUCACAUACUGGUGUGCAACCAUAUGCGUGUAUGCACUGUGGUCAGAGAUACAGAUCAAAGACAUUAUGUUUGCAGCAUGAAGUUUUCUGUGACGGUGUUAACAAAAAUGUACUAUCAAAACUCAAAAGCACUGGUGCAACACAACCUCCCAACAUUCCUUCUCCCAUAGAGGCAGAACCAAAGCCCAAUGCACAUGGUGAAACGGAGUACAAGUGCAAAUUCUGCACCAAGACUUUCAUGAAACCAAGGUACCUGAGACGUCACAUUCUGACACACAAUGAAGUAAAACCAUAUCGCUGUAAGGCCUGUGAUAGCUGCUUUUCAAGGUACGAUCAUCUGAAAGUACAUCAGACUCGCUGCAAAGGUAAAAAAACAAGGUUAGAGGUCCGUAUUCCCAAAAUCAGUUUAGAAGAUGUUGGCAAAGGUUGGCAAAAUAAGUUUGGCAUUGAGAGUGCUAAAAAGCAGGAGAUGUUUGAGUGUAAGGUCUGUUCUAGAAGCUACACAACUCAGUCUAAACUUUCCCGACAUUUCACCAUGUUCCAUGCCACAAAGUUAUUCAAGUGCACACGCUGCGGCUCCUCAUUCGCUCAUGAAAAAUCUCUGAAAAAGCACAAAAAGAUGAGAAGGUGCAGAAAGGUCUUGAGGGAAACGGCGGCUUCCUUACUGCAGGGAACCAAUCCUCCAGCAGAAAACAUGACAGGAUCUCUUGAUGGGAUCAGAAGCCAAAUGCUGAAGAGGAUCCAUCCUUGCUUUAACAAGAAGUACAAGUACGUUUGCAGUUAUUGCCCCCGUGUUUUUGGAAAUAGCUGGCAGUUAGGUGUGCACACCCGCCUGCACACAGGAGAGAAGCCAUAUUCAUGUGAUUACUGUGGUGAGAGAUUUAUAAGGAAGGAUUAUGUCCAGCGUCAUUUUCCAAAGUGCCCCAAUAAACACCAGACAAGUACAGUUCUCUGUGACCUAUGUGGUGGCUUUUUCUCUGCAAGCAAGCUUGAAAAUCACAAGAAAGGCUGUGGUUUAACAACAAGCUCAUCACCAGUUUUCCAAAGCCAGCAGUCAGCCACUCAUGACCCACCAAAAGGCUUUUCAUGUGCAUACUGCAGCUCCCGAUUUCUGCUUUUUUCACAGCUCCAAGAGCAUUUUUUGAGCACACACAAGCUGGAAACAAUGACUCAACCAGUGUCAGCUGCCCCCCUACAGCAGCUUCUGUCAGACAUCAAAGAAGAGCCUGUGGAUGAGAGUUGUGAUGAAAGGCUUAGUGACAAUUUAACACAAAGCCUUAAUACCGCUAUUAUGGAGCCCUCCAAGCAGUUUUUUUGCCAACAAUGUAAUAUGUUCUUUGCAAACAAAGCUGGACUAACUGGUCAUCUCCGUACACAUGCAGUGGGCCAUCCUUUUAACUGCAAGUCCUGCAAUAAGGGCUUUUGGAAUAAAAGUCUCCUCCGAAAUCACUACAGGAAGUGUAGAAAUGGACGUAUUCCAAACCAGCAGUUGGAAACACCUCUAAAAGCAAAUUUUGAUUUUGCACUUAAUCACUCUGCUCUUGCGGUCGGAGGCAGCUCUACAAUGACUAGCACUGGGCUUUUCUGCAACGAUGAUUUAAUGGACGAAUCAACAAAAAAUUCAGAAGGAAAUGAGGUGCAAAGCAGCUCAAGUAAAGAGAAGAAAGCUGUGCAGUAUCAAUGUUCAGAAUGUGAAAUGAGCUUCACAGAUGGCUUAGUGCUCAUCAGUCACCUUGAAGACCAUGGAAGACAGGAACAAGAGAAAAAGCGCAAUACAUGUCCUAAGUGUGGGCGGGUGUGCACUAGUCAAGGAAAUCUGGAAAAACACAUGAGGAUGCACACAGGUGAUCAGAAAUUCCCUUGCUUCGACUGCUCCAAGCUGUUCUAUACCAGGUCUGAUCUGGAAGCCCACAGAACGUGUCACGAUCUAAGCAGGCCAUAUGCUUGCAAACUGUGUAAUCAGCGGUUUUGGACAAGACCAUCUUUAUGCACCCAUUACAGGGAGGAUCAUGAAGAUGAUGUAUUUAGUUGUCGAUUCUGCAGCAAAUCGUAUGCAGUAAAAAAAUCACUAGCAAGACACUACAGAAACUGGCAUCCAAAACAGUAUAAGGAUAUCAAGGCUGCUGUGAGGGAAAAGAGCAGCAGCGAACAGCAGUCAAGCGGCCAAGUGAGCACAGCUGGUGACAGUGAGGAGGAUGAAAACAACGGCAGCGAAGACAGUGACUCAGACUCCGCGCCAUACUUCCCGUGCCACGUGUGCGGAAAGACCUUCCCAACGUCAGAAAGCCUUGAGGAUCACCAGCUCUGUCACCUGGGUGAAAAGCCACAUGAAUGUGAACAAUGUGGUAAAUGCUUUUUCCAGGCGUCUCAGCUGCAGCAGCAUCAUCGAAUGCACAAGUCUGAAUUUCAGUGUCAAACUUGUGGCAGAGGGUUCAUGUCUCUCUUUGCUCUGCGUAACCACAAGCACAGUCACGGUAAAAGUCGCUCACAUCGUUGUUCCAAGUGUCACCUAUUUUUCAAUGGACCAUUGCAGCUAGCAGAGCACAUGUCGACCCACCGUGAAGAGAAUUUUCCGUGUGAUAUUUGCAAUCGUGUGUUUCUGUCCAAGAGUAGCAGAGCUGAACACUGGAAAACCCACUCCACAUCAAGUGACCAUCCUUCACCUUCAGUGUCAAGUGGAGAACAGCCUCCCUCACACUCUGAAAGCUCAUUUGUAUUCACCUCGGAGCUUAAAUACCGCUGUGGUGUUUGUAGCGAGCGCUUCAGAGAUCCAGAGGAGCUCUCAGAGCAUGGCUGUAUGGAAGCUAAAGAGCGACCAUACUCUUGCACAGAAUGCAAUAAACAUUUUCUUCAUGCAUCUCACCUGAAAAAGCACAGGAAUACCCAUCAUCAGUUACAGUACAAUCGUAAAUAUUCUUGUAAUCAAUGCAACAGUAGCUUUGCUUCCUCUCAGCUCUUCUUGACCCAUCUUAAGAGCCAUAUUGGCACCGUGGCAGAAAUUAAACAAGAACUUGAUGAUGAAGAUGGUGAACCUUCACACGUUUUUAAGUGUCCAGUUUGCAGCCAGUGUUUCCCAUGUGCCAUGGAUCUGUUUCAUCAUUUCCCAACGCAUCCUGAUGGUACAAUUGAAAAAAUCAAAUUUGCCUCUGGAAGCAAGCUUAAGGAGCACGAGCAGUAUAAGCGGACCUCAGCUGCUGAAUAUGAAUGCACAGAGUGUGAGCAGGGCUUUUUGGGAGAAGCUGCUUUCUGCCAGCAUAAGUAUUCCCGGCAACAGCAGGCAACAAAAACGGAAUACUCAAAUCCAUCCUCUAAAAAAUCCAGCCCAUCAUAUUUUCAAGCAGCAGGAGAGGACGACGAUGAGGAGGAAGAGGUUGAUGUUACAGGAGACGACCUGUACAACUGCCUUGUCUGCUCAAUGCGGUUCAACUCUAAAAAUGUCCUUUUGGAGCAUCAAAAUAAAGAACAUCCAAAUGAGAAGCCAUUCACAUGUGAGCUUUGUGGAAAAACAUUUGCCAGGAAGCGAUACCUGAAAGAGCACGAGCGCAGGCAUCGUCAGAAAGCCCAAAACGAAACUCAGACGGCCGAGAAUAAGUUCAAAUGUUCCCAGUGCCAAAGCAAAUUCACUACGGCCCAAGAGCUGUCUCUGCAUAUGAGAAAGCAUGCUGAAAAAGACGUUGGAGAGUACCGAUGUGACAUGUGCUACAAGUCAUUUAGCCAGUGGUCUCUUCUUAAGCAGCACCAAGAAAGUCAUGUUGGUGAGGUUGUGUAUGAAUGCACAGAAUGUGACAAAGCCUUUGCUUUUCCUCACCUGCUGGAGGAACAUCAGCAAAGUCAUGCCGGGUCCUCUGAGUAAUGGUUCCUAAAUACCACAUAAUUUAGUUACCUUAACUUUCCUUUGAAGACCUGUAUCCUCAAACCCUCUUCAUGCCUUACAUCUGCCAGUAAACCACUUGUAAUUGAUAAUUAGAAUCACUCUUUAUUUGUUUCCUCUUGUGCAUACUUGGAAAGCACUUGGAGAGAUAUGACACUAAGAUUUUCUGUGAUGGAUCUUCUCCUGGGUUUUUAUUCCCUUUGUAUAUACUUUUAGUUGUGAUGUUGGGAUUUGUAUACAAUAAAUAAGCAACAUAGUUUCUUGACAGUAUUUGUAAAAUUGUCAAAAGAAGUUUAAUAUUCUGUUUAAACAGAAAGAGCAUGACAGAAUGUCUUGGAUUAAGACUUAGAUUUCUGAUCAUAUAUUUUUGUUUGUUUGUUCGGCAUAUAUUUUGAAAUAGUUUUAAACAGUUUCUUUGUCGGUAUGUAAAGUAGACUUUACACUGGUCAUUUUAAUCCAUUGAUAUUUUGUAUGGUAUGACCGUUCAUGUAAAAAGUAUAUAUAUCUAUAUAUAUAAUUUUGUAAUUUUUAGUUUCUUUUCCUUUGAUUGUCAAAGGGUGCUUUUUGAUAAAGAAAAAUAUCUUGUACACUCAAAAGAUAUUCUGAUUGAAUUUUCUUUCCAUAAACUGAUGUUACUUUUGAGAAAUUUGAGUUCCUGCAUUUAACUAAGAAGUAAAGUCAGUUAGGAAA
Oreochromis niloticus (Nile tilapia) is the source of this 10983-nucleotide messenger RNA. RefSeq names its product zinc finger protein 1035. The coding region runs from base 766 to 10275 and encodes 3169 amino acids. NCBI's taxonomy places the organism in Eukaryota, Metazoa, Chordata, Actinopteri, Cichliformes, Cichlidae. The record is from RefSeq and is a predicted model, not a curated record. Gene Ontology annotation, biological process: regulation of transcription by RNA polymerase II. The transcript has 4 exons. Gene Ontology annotation, cellular component: nucleus. Gene Ontology annotation, molecular function: DNA-binding transcription activator activity, RNA polymerase II-specific; RNA polymerase II cis-regulatory region sequence-specific DNA binding.